Branchiostoma floridae (Florida lancelet) is the source of this 1796-nucleotide messenger RNA. Its product is annotated as prostaglandin reductase 3-like. The transcript is spliced from 13 exons. The record is from RefSeq and is a predicted model, not a curated record. Lineage: Eukaryota; Metazoa; Chordata; Leptocardii; Amphioxiformes; Branchiostomatidae. The coding region runs from base 72 to 1166 and encodes 364 amino acids. Gene Ontology annotation, cellular component: mitochondrion. Gene Ontology annotation, molecular function: zinc ion binding; oxidoreductase activity.
AAGGUUACAAGUGAUUUAGAGCGCUAGCUGUAUUCAGCCUUUAGGCCCUCUGACGAACACCUAUAAGUGCUAUGACUGAGCCUGGUGACAAAGAAUCCAAUCAGGAAAAGAUGGCUGCACAAGUCCCAAAAGCAUUCCAGAGACUUAUGGUGUCAUCGCUGACCCCUACAUUCCGAAAUGCCAUCUCCUUAGAAACCGUUCCCAUGGUGAAACCAGGUCCCAAGGAAGUCGUAGUCAAGAAUAGGUUUGUUGGCAUCAAUGCUUCAGAUGUGAACUUCACAGCAGGAAGGUAUGACCCAACCAAAGUGCCUCCUUUUCAAGUUGGAUUUGAGGGUGUGGGUGUGGUGGCUGCUGCAGGUGCAGAGUCUAACUUUAAAGUAGGCCAGCCUGUUGGUUACUUACAUGAUGGAGCCUUCACUGAGUACAAGGUUUUGCCAACCAAGUUCGCCAUCCCACUGCCAUCACUGAAGGCAGAGUACAUCCCACUGAUGGUCAGUGGUCUGACUGCAGCCAUCAGCUUUGAUGAGGUUGGAGACUUGAAGAAGGGAGAGACAGUUCUUGUUACAGCUGCUGCUGGUGGGACAGGACAGUUUGCAGUACAGCUGGCCAAGAAAGCAGGGUGUCGUGUCAUUGGAACAUGUUCUACAGAUGCAAAAAUGGAGUUUCUUAGGAGCAUCGGCUGUGAUCGUCCAAUCAACUACAAAAAGGAGGACUUGAAUGAAGUAUUGAAGACUGAAUAUCCAAAAGGAGUGGAUGUAGUCUAUGAGUCUGUUGGAGCACAGAUGUUUGACACCUGUGUGAACAGGCUGGCUCUGAAGGGCAGACUGAUUGUGAUUGGGUUCAUCACAGGGUACAAGUCUGACAUAGGCUACACACCUAUCAAGGGAGGGGCCACCCUACCUCCAAAGUUAUUGACCAAGUCGGCCAGUGUGCGUGGGUUCUUCCUGUUCCACUAUACCAACCUGUGGGUGGAGUACCUUCAGCGCCUGGUGUCCAUGUACCAUGCUGGAGACCUGGUGUCACAGGUGGACAGGGGCGAGGCUUCUGGGACAGGUGUCUUUAACAAAGGACUGCAGUCUAUACCUGAUGCUGUGGAGUAUCUCUACACUGGUCAGAGCAAAGGCAAGAUCAUCGUCGAGUUUCCAGAAAGAAACAGCAAGCUGUAGUAUCAACUGGAUUGUUUGACAAUUUGUGUCAGAGUUUUAUUUUACCUUCACAUACUGGAGUUUUGGGAAAGCACUAACAGUAUGAAAAGCAGCAGUAUAUCAAAUGUUGAUAAUCAUUGAACAGUGUUUCUGAUUCCAAUCAAAUACAUGAGUGAUGUUGUCAUUGAUACUAGUGCAGGGUAGUUUAGUUUGAAAUGGAGAUAACAUUUUUGUUAUGUCAAAGAGGUUAUGUUGGACACACAGACACAUCAGCAAUGAUGUUUGUAAUUGUCUUUUGCUUAAUUGUUCAUCAAACUCUUUAAAGAUAUGAUGAAUUAUAUCUUUUUGAGGUAAUGUUAGUUAUACAUUUAUUAGAAUUAUGAAUGGUUUUAUCUGAACCUGUGUGUACUGUCUUUGCAAUACAUUACAACAUAUUUGUUGAUAGUGCAAGGCUAAUCUAUAGACCUGCCACAUUUUUACUGUGGCAGUUGUUUACACGAUUUUACCGUCUGCCUGUAAUGCAUUACAGUGUAAAUGUUGUGCACAGCAAGUAUCAUGCAAAAUGUGGUUAUUGAUAACCAGGGUCCAGUCAUUAAUUGCAUCAUUUUGAAAAUAAAACAAUAAAAAGUUGUUUUGCUUUUGGUAACUUUA